This is a messenger RNA of Platichthys flesus (European flounder), 2335 nucleotides long. RefSeq names its product vestigial-like family member 2b (gene vgll2b). The record is from RefSeq and is a predicted model, not a curated record. The transcript has 5 exons. Gene Ontology annotation, biological process: regulation of transcription by RNA polymerase II. NCBI's taxonomy places the organism in Eukaryota, Metazoa, Chordata, Actinopteri, Pleuronectiformes, Pleuronectidae. The coding region runs from base 176 to 1156 and encodes 326 amino acids. Gene Ontology annotation, cellular component: nucleus.
UAAACCUCACCACAUUUUGCUGCCGCAGCUGCUGUGGCGAGUCUGGCACGGACUUCCACACUAAUCCGUUUCGCUGUGACAAAUACAAGAAAAAUAAGAAAACAACGGAAUGUUCCCGCUUUCUCUCUCGGCAAGGUCGGUUUCCACGGACGAGUGAAGACACCGCUCAUUUACCAUGAGCUGUUUGGAUCUUAUGUACCCAGCCUAUGGACAUUACGCACAGUACGCAUCGACUGCACCUGCCUUUUUCAACAGCUUACAGGCACCCACAGGUCUGAACAGCACUCCUCUUCACUGCCGGGACUUUAUGGACACUCCCAGGGGUCCCGAGGGGAUGUCUGGGGGCCCGGGCAACGCAGGAUCAGCUUCCUCCUCAUCUUCGUCCAGCUCUACUUCAUCCUCCUACACGCCUGCGGCUUCAAGGCCAGAGGAGGGGAGCAAGGAGAAGCAGGAGGGCCCCGAGGCAGAGUACCUGACUUCCCGCUGCGUCCUCUUCACCUACUACCAGGGAGACAUCAGCAGCGUGGUGGAUGAACACUUCUCCAGGGCCCUGAGCUCCUACAUGGAUGGCGAGGGCAAGCGGAGGGGGCCAGAGCAACAGGGCACAGGGCUGUGUGACAGUAUGAUCCAAUGGGGAAGAUAUCUGGGCCAGAGGGUGUUGCAGUCAUAUACCCCUUCACCCAGCAGCCGACGAAGCUUCCCCCCAUCCUUCUGGGACAGUAACUACUCCUCGCCACAGAGCCGCUCCCACUGUGAGACAGGAGCACCCUCGUAUUCCAUGGACCCAUACGCAUCAGGGUUACACCCGGGCCUGCAUCCGCACGCGCAUCCUCACCCACACGCUCACCCUCACUCCCAUCCUCACCCGGCAGAUAGCUGGGGAUACUCCCAAGCGCAGGCCUACGGGCCACCGAGGCCUCUCCACGAACUUUAUUCCCCCGCGGCUUUGGAGCCUCACUACGGGCCCCUGCUGAUGCCCACGGUGAGGCCACCUCACCUCCAGGCCUUGCCGAGCCACUAUGAAGUGAGCAAGCUGGAACCUGCCGCCACCUGGCCGAGCCUGCUUCCCCCAGGAGACGUCAGCCAGACGCUGGCACUCAACAUGGACGCAGGCCUCCAGCAGCACAAGAAAGGCAAGGAGCUGUACUGGUUCUAACGAGCCCUUCAGUCACAUUGACCAGCCAUUACCAGAUCCAAUUAGUCCCUGGACCUGCUCCGCUAUUGAAGCAGCGUGUCCCUUUAUCCCCCCCUCUCCACCAAACACACACACACAGACACACACACAAAGACACACAGACACACACACACAGACACACACACGCUGCAUCCCCAUCCAUCCAACCCCUUCUCUCUGCUCCUGGCUUCCCCUGCCAGUACACAGCCUUGCUCCAGGUCGGCGUGUGUGCACCAUGGAGAUAAAGCAGAGAGAGAGGGAGAGAGAGAGAGAGAAAGAGAGAGAGAGAGAGAGAGAGAGAGAGAGAGCGAGAGAGAGAGAGAGAGAGAGACACCACAAUCUGUGCCGUUGCUUCCUCUCACUCGUCCCUCCACAGCUUCCCUCUCUCCUGCCGCUGCCGGUGCGGCACAGACCUUGGCCAGCUGCGAGCCACGGUGACCUGUUUGGACUGAGAAAGACAGGAUCACAACAGACUUUUAACAGAGGACAGAGAGAAGUGGGGAUGAAUGAAGGGAGAGGGGGAUAAAUAGCAGGGAGCAGGGGAUCCCUCCAACGUCCCUGGUUAUCUCUGCUCUUUUGUUGGUACAGUGGCCGUCAUCAUCCACUUAUCUGCAUUGGACAAAUGCAACAUGCAGCGAUAAACAGGGCCGGCAAUUAUGGCAGUUUGUGCUUUGUGACUGUCAUCAUGAUGCCUAUUUUUUUUUUUGGGGGGGGGGGGGUUGUUAUAAUAUAUAUUCGCUCUCCGAAAUAAAGUGUUUCUAUUUAUUGGUGUUCAUGUGCAUUUCUAAAAUGUUUGUUUUGGCCAGUGUUCUGAAAUGACUGUGGUUGGGUUUAUUGCGUUUUCUAAAGACCGAGGAGCACGAGCGUCCUGUGUCGUCGACGGAGCUUCUCAUUUAUUUAGAAUGAAGAUUUCUUUAUUUCUCAAAAACAUAUCAGAAAUCUUGGUUCAGUUAAACGAGGAGUUGUUUGCACUGAACGCCUCACAGAUUGUGCUCUUUCAAUUUGAUGAUGUCGUUCCACUUUGGUUCUUGAUCUCUCUGUCAUUCUUAGAUGUUUUGAAUGUGGAAUUUCUAAACAUUUCUGGGAUGUUUUUCUCGUGUGUCAUUUCUCAUUUUUUUGUGUCGGGAGAGGAUCGUGAUGUGAAUAAAUAUUUUUAUGGUA